Peronospora matthiolae is the source of this 465-nucleotide messenger RNA. The record is from the annotation of a GenBank genome assembly. Lineage: Eukaryota; Oomycota; Peronosporomycetes; Peronosporales; Peronosporaceae.
AUGCAAGCACGUGGUGCACCGGUUCCACCGAUCGAGGGUAUACCCAUUCUAUUGCUCGCAGGCGAAACAGUGAGCGAAGAAGACGAUGCCUUCGCUCACUGGGUGCACUAUGUGCGUCGCCUCAGCAACAUUUUUGCUCAAAGGGCUAGUGCCCAUGCGGCGGAUGUGCGUCUCGAACGCAAUCUUCGGUAUGAUCAUGCCAAGCUUAAGGCCAGAGGCCAAUUGCGCAAGCGCACGCGCUAUGCUUCGGCUACUAAGGUAGCCGCGAGUGCUGGUCAGCCUGUGGCCAAAAACCCGCUAACCCGCACCACUAGUGGUGGGGAACGGCCUCGGUCUCGAGAUGACCAUGGCCACGAUGCUCAAAAGCCUCCAAAGCAUAUGGGCAGUCUUGCCAAAAGGGUUCAUCAAAUUCCCAUGAGUUUUCAGACUCAGAAUACCCACGCCACUUUACCAGGUACUGACUGA